AUGCCCACGGAAAGUUAUUCGAAUCCGCUAGCACCGUUGGACCACAAGGCCCCUGACGAUGGAGCAGAAAUAGCUCUUGAAGACAAACGCCGGCACGGAGAAAAGAAGAAGAAAGCACAUUUUUAUGUAAAGCAUGAAAACGAAGACGAACUUCUGGAAAUUUUGAAAAAAUAUCGUGAUAGGGCCAGAGAACGUCGUGAUGGCGAACUAAAAGAAUACCAGCAUGAGCUGGAACUCAUAACUGCUACCGGUGGAUAUCGUGCUGUCGCUCCUGACAUCAAAGCAUGUCUGGAUGCGGCAGAACGUAGGAAGCAGAUGAUCGAAGAGUCAAAGUAUUUGGGAGGCGAUAUUGAACAUACACAUUUGGUGAAGGGUUUGGACUAUGCGCUUCUGCAGAAGGUGAGAAGUGAAAUAUCGGCAAAGCAAAUUGAGGAAGUCGAAGUGGAGAAAGUUUACCAAGCGACUAAAAGCGAACGAGAAGAAGUUGAAUCUCAGGUUAAAAGCCCACUUGCCAAGAACAUUUACGCGCUGCUAUUCAAAGCCGAAGUUCCAAAGGUCAAUGAUAUGUUCGCCCCCAGAAGAAUGGCCUACGUUGUAGAGCUAGACGAUAAUAGUGUGGACACGGAUAUCCCGACGACGCUUAUCCGCUCCAAACAGGAAUGUCCAGUUGACGAAGCCAGUGCAAACCUCAGCAUUAAUGACAUGGUUAUUCAGAAACUCACUCAGGUUCUGGCUUACCUUAGAACGGACAGCAAGCGAAAGAAAAAGGGGAAAGAUAAAAUUGAAGACGACAGUCACCUCACUAGCAAGUCGCCUGCCAUUUCUACACCUCAUAAGUAAGA
Messenger RNA from Soboliphyme baturini, 842 nucleotides. The record is from the annotation of a GenBank genome assembly. Lineage: Eukaryota; Metazoa; Nematoda; Enoplea; Dioctophymatida; Soboliphymatidae.